AUGCUACCAUCCAUCAGGCGACAUCUCAAUUUUUAUCGGAUUCAUAUCUUAUUUUUGCAAGUUUUCAUCACCUUCACCCCUUUAAUAUUCUCUGCUAUAUUCUAUGCAAGUAAUGGACGCUACAAGAUCAGCUAUAUCGAUGCUUUGUUCAACUGUGUCAGCGCAAUGACGGUUUGCGGUCUGGCAACGCUCGAUCUGAGUAGUUUAACACCCUGGCAGCAAGUUAUAUUGUUUAUACAGAUGUGUCUUGGAAGCCCAGUUGUUGUUUCCUGGGUGAUGGUUUACAUUCGGAAGUACUAUUUUGAAAAGAAAUUCGAACAUCUAAUCGAAAGCGUCGCUGCCAGCAAGGAGGUUCCUGCCCCCAGUGUUUCAGAAGAGCGGAGUGCUAUUGUUCGUUGGUGCCGCUUGCUCGUCAGCUUGCUCAACAGCAGGAAAAAAGAGCAGCUUCCUAUGACGCGGCAGGAUAGCAGUGAAUCUUUUGGAGAGAAAGGGCGCAAAACUUCGAAGAAGCUUAGGACUGACAUGAUUAGGCGAAUGGACGAUGCGCCCAAGCUGGUGAAUCCUAGCGGAUGGAUCAGCGAGGGAGACAGCAUACCUAUUGCGCGUUUUGCAACUAUCAACUCUCAUCCUCAACCUUCUUCGCGAGGCCAGUUUCGCCCUUCCUUGACUGAUCACUCGAUUACAUGUAUGCGAUCUCAUUCCCCCAGAAUCAUGGCCCGCCGGUUGUCAGAUCCUGGUACUCCUUCUAGGCCAUCGUCACCGCAAGGACACUCCAGUAUGUUGUCUUCUUUGCUGUAUCUCAUGCUGUCUCUCACGUUAAGCGCAGCCUCGCUGCACAGGUUCGAUACGGUGGCACCGAAAAGCUCUAAGUUCCCUCGGACUCCCACCGUAGAAUUCAGCACUACCCUUCCCCGUCGUCGUGCACGUAUAGAGCCACUACACGAGGAAGAAGGUCUUGCACGGCCUACUGUAAGCCCCUUACAGCCCGAUGACCGCAGUAAGUUUUCUCAGAGCGUUCACGAUGAUAGCUCUCAUGAAAAUCCCAGGAUCCCUGCAGGCACCAAGCAUAGUGGCUUUGGAGGAUUUCCGAUGCCCCAUGAAAUAUUGCAAAAACUCUUCGACAAAUUUUUCCCAAAGCUAAGACACAAACUUACACGGACUAUUACUAUACCAAUUACAACUACCAUUGCCUCACAACGUGGGGGCAAUAUACCCCCUGGUGCCAAGGUGGUGCCGUAUAUCUCUUUCGAAGCCGUUGUCGGUAGAAAUUCUGCUUUUCCAUUGCUCUCCGACGAACAAUUGGAGGAACUCGGCGGUGUCGAAUAUCGCGCACUCAAUGCUUUGCUCUGGAUUGUUGGCGCUUAUCAUAUUGGCAUUCAGCUAGUGUCGUUUGUGGUCAUAGCAUCUUAUAUGUCUAUAUCAAAAUGGAACAGCGACUUUCUUCCACCCGCUCUACAUCGCCCUGUGUCUUCGACAUGGUUUUCCCUCUACCAAACUGUGUCAGCCUACACAAACACCGGCACCUCAUUGGUAGAUACUUCUAUGAUACCCUUCCAGAAAGCGUACCCAGUAAUUGUAUUUAUGGUUAUUCUUAUAUUGGCUGGAAAUACUGCGUUUUCAGUGUCACUUAGUAUCUACAUCAUCAGAUUCUUUCUGUCCAAAAUAGUUCCUCGGACUUCACGCCUCCAUGAAACCUUACAAUUCCUCUUAGACCAUCCCCGACGAUGUUUCAUCUACCUGUUUCCUUCACAUCAGACUUGGUUCCUGCUGAUAGUUGUGGUUGCACUCAACGUUACAGAUUGGCUUUCCUUCAUGGUGUUAGACAUUGGAACCCCAGCUAUCGAUGCUAUACCUGUCGGUGUGCGUCUCAUCAUAGGGGUCCUUCAAGCGGUAGCAGUCAGAGCUGCCGGUUUUGGUACUGUCACACUUUCAGCGCUCGCACCAGCCGUCAAGGUCUUAUAUGUGAUCAUGAUGUACAUCAGCGUUUGUAAUGUACGAUCGACCAACGUCUACGAAGAGCAAUCUCUCGGCGUAUAUCGAGAAUCGAUGAUUACGGAUGAAGAUCCUGACUUCCAGUUAUCCGGUCCCAGGAUGACUGUGUGGAGUAAAUAUCUUGCUAUGCACGCUAGGAAGCAACUUUCUUUCGAUAUGUGGUGGCUCGGUCUUGCUCUUUUCCUUGUUUGCAUCAUUGAAAGGCCAAACCUUGACGACACCAGCAAGGCGACAUGGUUCAACAUUUUCAAUAUCGUGUUUGAAUUGACAUCUGCCUAUGGGACGGUUGGUUUGAGUUUAGGGAUUCCUACAGCCAACUAUUCCUUUUCUGGCGCAUUCCGACCACUGUCCAAAUUGAUCGUCUGUUUGGUCAUGCUUCGUGGCCGCCACCGUGGCUUGCCCGUUGCAAUCGACCGAGCUGUCAUGUUACCCUCUGAGUAUCAGCGGCACGACGAGAUAAGUGCAGAGACAACUGGCCAGUAUAUCAACCGGAGUAGUCGUGUAUUUAGUGAAGAGUUCGCCAACAACCCGGAUGAGAUAAAUGAAGAUCAGCCUUAA
This is a messenger RNA of Lentinula edodes (shiitake mushroom), 2550 nucleotides long. RefSeq names its product cation transport protein-domain-containing protein. The record is from RefSeq and is a predicted model, not a curated record. Gene Ontology annotation, cellular component: plasma membrane. The transcript is spliced from 17 exons. Bases 1 to 2550 code for a protein of 849 amino acids. NCBI's taxonomy places the organism in Eukaryota, Fungi, Basidiomycota, Agaricomycetes, Agaricales, Omphalotaceae. Gene Ontology annotation, biological process: potassium ion import across plasma membrane; intracellular potassium ion homeostasis. Gene Ontology annotation, molecular function: high-affinity potassium ion transmembrane transporter activity.